CUCAAAAGUCGCGUAAAGCGACGGGCGUGACAUAAGGUAGGUAAUCCAGAUGGCUGGGCCUCGAUGGCCAGCAAUGAUUGGACAGGAAGGGUUGGGGCUUUGUUUGGCGCGCUAGGGCAGAAUCCAGCAAACGGCGGGCCAGUGCGCGCCUUCGAGAUGCCAAGACCUUCGACUAGAAGCAAGUCAAACGUCAUGCAAGACGGGAUAGGGGAACCCGAACCCUCGUGAACCACUCAUUCUCUCAAGUCCUCGAGUCGACAGUUCAAGCAGUUUCAGACAGGCCCUCGACACCCAUCUCGACUUAAUAGCUUUUCCGGCUCAAGCUUUAAAUUGGGCAGCAAACGCAAACAUGACCCGAAAGACUCGUCCCAUCCAACGGUUCGCUCAAGCUGUGUCAAAAUGCACUGCUGAGGCUACCGUAUAUGGUCAAUGUGUGGUUGCCGACUACAACUCCGUACACAAGAACCAAUGUGCCAGAGAAUUUAUGGCGUUGAAGAAUUGUUACCUAGCUGCCGCAAAACAGGGUAAAUAGAAAACAAAAAUAAAACCAAAAUUUCGCAGCAUUGAUACACUAUUCGUCUAACGUUGUUUCAUUGUGCUACACGCCUAAGCUACCGGAUAUCAUGAAACCUUUUCUUU
This is a messenger RNA of Podospora pseudopauciseta, 639 nucleotides long. RefSeq lists its product as uncharacterized. Bases 350 to 532 code for a protein of 60 amino acids. Lineage: Eukaryota; Fungi; Ascomycota; Sordariomycetes; Sordariales; Podosporaceae. The transcript has 3 exons. The record is from RefSeq and is a predicted model, not a curated record. Gene Ontology annotation, cellular component: mitochondrion. Gene Ontology annotation, biological process: mitochondrial respiratory chain complex I assembly.